ACAAGGCUGGGAGUUGGAAGUACACUGUAUUUGGUGGCGUUGUCUUUGCAGAUUCGGAUCGCCGUUGAUGUAGGGUCGAUUUGGAGCUUAAAGAGUAUAGCCCUUGAACACACGUGGAGUAGUGCAGUCUGCGAGUGUAUUAUCUACGUGAAGCAAUUUAUUAUUUUAUUUAUUUGAAUCUAACAUCCUCUCACAAGUAUUAGUUGGCUCACUUCAGAAAAUGACUUCUCAAUAUGAUCAGCCGUUUUUCCAAUCAAACUAUGGGGAUUUUAGCCAACCUGGCGGUGGAGCGCCAGGUGGAGCAGCCGCUCCUCCUGAUUACUCUAACUUUGCCGCACCAUCAGGCCAGCAACCGAAUCAGUUCUACAAUCAGGGUUCAUACAGUGCACCACCACCUACCCAGCCUGACCAGUACACUGGUAGUAUAAUGCAACCGGACCAACCAGCCUCAGUUGGAUCUACUGGAUUUGAUGAUGAGCCACCACUCUUAGAAGAGCUUGGAAUUAACUUCGACCACAUCUACCAAAAGUCGAUAUCCGUACUAAACCCGACCAAACCAGCAGACUCUCAUAUUAUGGAUGACACGGACCUGGCGGGACCUCUGGUAGUGUGCAUCGUACUAGGCAUGACUCUCUUGUUGUCUGGCAAGGUGCAGUUUGGCUAUAUCUACGGCAUGGGAGUUCUGGGCAGCGGAUGCAUGUAUGCAUUGCUCAACUUGAUGAGUACAUGCGGUGUUACUGUCUCCACGGUAAUCAGCGUUCUCGGAUACUGUCUCCUUCCAAUGUUGAUACUGGCCGCAAUCAGUGUUCUCAUAUCCCUGCAAGGCAUCGUCGGUACGGUGCUGGCAGUCCUGGUCAUUCUCUGGUGUAGUGUGUCCGCAUCCAAGCUGUUUGUAGCGGCAUUGGUAAUGGAGUCUCAGCAGCUGCUCGUUGCAUACCCUUGCUGUCUUCUAUACGGCGUCUUUGCCCUACUGACUGUGUUCUAGAAUGCUUCACACCAGAACACGUUUAGCCUAUGCCAGAAUCACCACGCAAACCGUUCGAUGAAAUUAUUGCUUUUGCGUCGGGAACCUUUCCUCUGGCACUUGAUGUUUUCCUGGCCAGAAAUCAAUGCCAUGUGUGCUCUUUGUCACGUUGUUGUCUUCUUUAUUCCAUUAGUUCAUUUUCUACCUUGCUGUUUCGUUCUUGGGUGGUCUUAUAGGAAUAUCUUUCUUCAUCAGUUUUUAAAAACACAUAAUAGCAUAUGAAUUAUCCCCCCAGCUUGCUGAAGUCAUGCCGCAGUCAUACCGCAAAUGUUUUAAUUUCAAUGAAUACUUAUUACUGAGUUCUGCGGUGAAAGCAAAACAUGUGA
This is a messenger RNA of Sycon ciliatum, 1350 nucleotides long. RefSeq names its product protein YIPF7-like. The transcript is spliced from 5 exons. Lineage: Eukaryota; Metazoa; Porifera; Calcarea; Leucosolenida; Sycettidae. Gene Ontology annotation, biological process: endoplasmic reticulum to Golgi vesicle-mediated transport; vesicle fusion with Golgi apparatus. Bases 221 to 985 code for a protein of 254 amino acids. The record is from RefSeq and is a predicted model, not a curated record. Gene Ontology annotation, cellular component: membrane; trans-Golgi network.